Messenger RNA from Aphidius gifuensis, 787 nucleotides. RefSeq lists its product as uncharacterized. Bases 1 to 453 code for a protein of 150 amino acids. The transcript is spliced from 3 exons. Gene Ontology annotation, cellular component: mitochondrial inner membrane. Gene Ontology annotation, molecular function: enzyme regulator activity. The record is from RefSeq and is a predicted model, not a curated record. Lineage: Eukaryota; Metazoa; Arthropoda; Insecta; Hymenoptera; Braconidae. Gene Ontology annotation, biological process: mitochondrial electron transport, cytochrome c to oxygen.
AUGUUGAGUAAUUAUCGUGUUUAUUUAUUAAAAAUAACAUCAAAUUAUUCAAAAAAAUGUUUUGAUAAAUUAAAAGAUCCUUGUGCAUCAUCGUAUAUUGAUAAUUGUCAAGCUAAAUGUCGACCCAUUAAAGAAAUAAAAUUAUGUCCUCCAGGACCAAUACCACUGUGUCCAAUAACUGACGAGUCAAGAUCAAAAUUACGUUUUUGGCAUAAUCUAACAUUUUUCAUUGCAUUGCCAUCAGUUAUAAUAAUGACUAUCAUUACAAUGUACAAUGUCAAAGAAGAAAAUAAAAAACCAAGACCAGAAUAUAGACCAAUGGAAUACAUGUACAUCAGAACAAAACGUUUUCCAUGGGGUGAUGGAAAUCAUACACUUUUUCAUAAUCCAGAAAGAAAUCCAAUACCUCCAAAUGGCUAUGAAGUACCAGAUCCAAAUGCAUCAAAAAAUUAAAUAAUAUAUAUUUUUUAAAUAAAAUAAUAGCAGCCAUUUUAAAUGAUUAAUCUUUGUUUUGUAAAAAAGUUUGUUGAAAUAGAUUUUUUUAUUAUCAAUGAUCAAAAGAUCCAACUGUUGGUUUGUGGUAAAUAUUAUCAUGUCAUUGAUAGUAUAUGAAAUUUUUUUAAGCAUUUGCGCAGAGUUAUAUUGUCGAUCAAUAUUAUAGAAAUAUAGCUUGGAUGCCUGGAAGCUAGGCUAGAUUUAUCCCAAUAUUUAGUUCUUAACAAUCACAUGUAACAUGAGUACAACAUCCCCUAAAAUUAAUAUUCCCCUAUAUUGAUUAAUACCAUAA